Molecule: messenger RNA, 915 nt
Organism: Colletotrichum fioriniae
Lineage: Eukaryota; Fungi; Ascomycota; Sordariomycetes; Glomerellales; Glomerellaceae
Cellular component (GO): cytoplasm; mitochondrion
Source: RefSeq, a predicted model, not a curated record
AUGGCGGCCAGCAACAAGUACUCUUCUCCAGGCUUCACCGCCCAAGUGGUGGCUGCCAUGCGCAAGCACUACCCUGAAGAGAUCGCCGACAGAAGGUGGGACAAUGUCGGUCUUCUCCUGGAUAACAUCGCGACCACCACAACCGCUACGCCCAAAAGCCCAGUCGUCCUUCUCACCAACGACCUCACCUACGCCGUCGCCGAAGAGGCAGUCCAGAAGAAAGCGAGCGUCAUCGUUAGCUAUCACCCCUUCAUCUUCUCCGGCCUAAAGUCCAUCACAACAAAAGACCCACAGCAAGCAACCCUCCUCCUCCUUGCCUCCAACGGCAUCGCAGUCUACUGCCCCCACACUGCAGUCGACGCCGCCCCCAACGGCCUCAACACCUGGCUCGGCGACAUCGUCUCCGGUGGGCCCGCCUCCUCCUCGACCGCGGCCCCGUCAGACCGCACCGUCAUCACCCCUCACGCCUCGCCCCCCGCCGGCUUCGAGGGCUCAGGCUACGGCCUCCUCUGCACUUUCCGCCAGCCCGAGUCUCUUGCCGACAUUAUCCGACGCGUGGCCUCCCGCGUAGGCAUGCGUCGCGUCAUGGUCGCCUCGCCGGACCCGUCGGCCGUCUCGACGGCGCGCGUGGGCGCCGUGGCCGUGUGUGCGGGCAGCGGGUGGGACGUCGUCAAGGGUGCGGCUGCGGACGUGGUUGUCACGGGCGAGAUGAGCCAUCACAAUGCGCUCAAGGCCGUGCAGGAGGGUAAGACGGUCGUUACUGUGUUCCACAGCAACUCGGAGAGGGGCUACCUUACCGAGGUGAUGAAGCCUCUACUAGAGGGAGAGCUGAAGCAGCAGCAGCCUGAUCUGCAGGUUCUCGUCAGCACGGCUGAUCGGGAUCCGUUUGACAUUGUUGAUGUUUCUGAGCUGUAA